Mollisia scopiformis is the source of this 1053-nucleotide messenger RNA. RefSeq lists its product as uncharacterized. The transcript is spliced from 3 exons. The record is from RefSeq and is a predicted model, not a curated record. Bases 1 to 1053 code for a protein of 350 amino acids. NCBI's taxonomy places the organism in Eukaryota, Fungi, Ascomycota, Leotiomycetes, Helotiales, Mollisiaceae.
AUGUCUUUGGAGCCGCCGGACACCAACGUAGCUCCAAAGUACGUUAUCUCUUGCGCAGUUUUAGCUGCUGUUGCUUUUGGUCUUUGCGCUGCACGCAUCUAUACCCGUGCUUUCCCUGUAUCUCGGCUUGGCAUAGAUGAUUAUCUGAUUGGGAUAGCAGAGAUCUUGUCUCUUGCUGGGUAUUGUGCUGCCGCUGCAGCAGCUGGCCAUGGCUGGGGACACUUGAGUAUCUAUGUCUCCGCUCACAACCAAAUGAUUGCAUACAAAUGUCUAUUUAUCCUUCAGCUUCUUUGGAUUAUCGCCCUGCCGUUGGUCCGAAUCUCCAUUGCAUUAUCUCUCCUUCGAUUCAGCAAUGCUAGGUCAUGGAGAUGGACGUUGUGGGCUUUAAUCUCCGUACAGGUGGUGAUUACUACUGGCUGGCUUGUCGUAUUAUUCUUUAGCUGUCGCCCAUUACGUUCAAACUGGGAAACUGUAGCAGAUGUGGUCUGUUGGGACAGAAAGUACACAAUUGUCUAUGGAUGGGUUUCUGCAGCACUCCUUGUUCUCAUAGACCUCACCCUCGCCCUUAUGCCUAUCAAGCUUAUUCGAACACUAAAUCGCCCAUUUCGAGAGAAAGUCCUCGUGUCAUGUCUCAUGAUGACUGGUCUCCUUGCCACAAUCAUCGCUUGCAUCAAGAUGACCACAUUCAAAAUCGUCGACCUAGGCGAUCCCCUUCAAGCCACCGUCGAAGGCUCCUUGUGGGCCAAAUUGGAGGAACUUGUAGGCAUCAUUGCUGCUUGUCUGCCAUGCUUGAAGUCUCCUGCGGAGAGGCUCCUCCGUCGACUCGGGAUCCUCUCCGAUCGAUAUCUGCCAAAUAUACCAAGACCGAGCUUUGUGGUCUCCUUCAGCGGACCAAUGUUUCCUCUGACCCCUGUUAGGGAAGAGAUGAAUCGUGAUAUCGAAGCCAGCGAUUCGAAUCUAGUUGGAUCUCAAGCUACACGGUGGAAAAGUGGAACUUCAACUUCAGCCAGAACAUUAACAGCGAAUACCGAGCCGCAUGAGAACAAGGCCUGA